AUGACAAAAUUGUUGCGAUUUUCAAAAGCAAAAACACUGAACCCGACGAAGCAGGACAUUCCCUGUUUAUCGAAGUCGACUUCAUCAAAAGAGGAAGACUCUGUUGACAAAGAUCUUCAGAAGUUACAAAAAUACAUCGAUGCUUUAUCUAAGCCUUUUGUUGAUAAACUGCAACUUGCUAAAUUGGCGAAAGAUGGCGUCGAUAAGAUAGUCCGAGGGCAGGUGUGGAAGCUGCUCAUUGGCUACAUUCCGUGUGAACGACAGAAACAAUUUGAGACGCAGCGAUCAAAGCGUCAGGAUUACAUUUCGAUGGCCACCCGUCUUAUGGCGACGGGGCUGACGGUGAAUGAAGAGAAGUCGGAGAUUCAAAUCAUGAAAGACAUUAAACGGAUGACUCGUGAAGUCCCAUUACUUCACAAUGAUCGUAUUCAAAAGUUAAUGUUACGCCUGUUAUUAGUCUAUUCCAUUAAACAUCCAGCGAGUGGAUAUGUCCAAGGCUUUGAUAGUAUGGCUUCUGUGUUCUUAGUUGUGUAUUUAACAGAUUACACUGGCACCUCCUCUUCUGUCUCACAAAUCGAUUCAAUGACUGUCGAUGAACUCUCCGAGAUCGAAGCUGAUGUCUAUUGGAGUUUUUCUUGGAUGUUACAAGCAAUUCAAAAUCAAUACACUUUCGACCAGCCCGGCAUUCAAAAACAAAUCGACGACUUAUCGACUCUGACCAAAAGAUACAACCCAAAGCUUUUCAAGCACUUCUCAGACCAAAACCUCACAUUCUUCCAAUUCUCUUUUCGCUGGUUUAACUGUUGUUUAGUCAGAGAAUUCUCAAUCGAUGCAAUCCAAGUCAUAUGGGACUCUUUCAUCUCCGAGCCAAAUGGCUUUGGCUUUCUCUCCCUCACGCUCUUCGUCUCUCUCUCCCUUCUCGACUUCUUCUCCUCGCAACUCAUUUCUUUAGAAUACUCCGACUUAAUAUCCUUUCUCCAGAACUUACCUACCAGUAACUUGUCCCUUGACGACAUCCACAAACUCAUCAUCCAGGCGUACACCUAUAGUAAUUUAGAAAAACUAUGUAAUUAA
Messenger RNA from Entamoeba invadens IP1, 1074 nucleotides. RefSeq lists its product as hypothetical. Gene Ontology annotation, molecular function: GTPase activator activity. Gene Ontology annotation, biological process: activation of GTPase activity. Bases 1 to 1074 code for a protein of 357 amino acids. The record is from RefSeq and is a predicted model, not a curated record. Lineage: Eukaryota; Evosea; Mastigamoebida; Endamoebidae. The transcript has 2 exons.